UUCUUUCAUUUUUCUCACUCACUCUCUCUCUCUCAAGUUUCAUAUUAACUUUUCCUCUUACAAAUAUUCCUUCAAUUAUAUAAUUUAGCUAUUUAUCUUUCUGCUGAAACUCAACAAUGUCAACCUAAUAAAUUUGUUUCCUCCAUUUCUUUCUGCUGAGUUCUUUCUUUCUUCACAGUGAAAACUGGAUGCGGCCGAACCCCGAAAUGAUUAGUUCUUUAUAGACGGAAAUAUAUAUUUUUUUUUUGGCCAUUGUUUGUCCUGAUAAGGAAAAAAAAUGGAGAAAAUAGUAGAAGAGGAGGAAGAACACUCGAUUUCCUCAUGGAGAGAUAAAAAGAGAAGAAAAGAGGUAAGCCUUUCUUGCAUGUUAAACACUGAACUCAGUGCUGUUCUUGCCGUGAUUCGUCGGCCUCAAGAUUCUUCAGGUUCUAUGAUUCCUCAAGAAGAUACCUUUGACGUUGGCAUUCUCCAUUCUUUAAAAUCUCUGCGAGCUCUCAUCUUCAAUCCCCAGCAAGAAUGGAGGACUGUAGAUCCUUCUGUUUAUAUCUCCCCAUUUCUCGAUGUGAUACAAAGUGAUGACAUCCCUGCAAUGGCUACAAAUGUUGCUCUUGCAGCCAUUGCAAAGAUUCUCAAGCUCCAUAUAUUUGAUGAAAAAACUCCCGGAGCUAAAGAUGCUAUUAAUUCAGUUGUGAUGGGGAUCACGAGUUGUCGCCUGGAGAGAACAGAUACUGUUACUGAAGAUGCAAUCAUGAUGAGAGUUCUUCAGGCUUUAACAUCUAUCAUCAAACACAGAGCUUCAGUCUUGCUCACAGAUCAAGCCAUUUGCACUAUUGUUAAUACAUGUUUUCAAGUUGUUCAAAAAUCCACAAAUAGAGCUGAUUUGCUUCAACGUGGUGCAAGGUUUGCAAUGAGGGAAAUGAUAGAGAUAAUCUUUGCUAGAUUGCAGAAUGUAGAGGUGAGAAUUGGGGAGGAUUCUGAAUCCGAUACUGAGGAUAUCGACAUUGACAGCACUAUGGAUUCAGGAUAUGGAAUUCGUUGUGUGAUUGAUAUAUUUCAUUUCUUGUGUUCUUUGCUUAAUGUUGUUGAAGUUGUAGAGAUAGAUGGAGUCCCAUCUCAUGCAGUUGAUGAGAAUGUUCAGAUUUUCGGAUUGGUUUUGAUAAAUUCUGCAAUAGAGUUGAGUGGAGAUGUCAUUGGCAAGCAUCCAAAACUUUUGAGAAUGAUCCAAGAUGACUUGUUUCAUCAUUUGAUUCAUUAUGGAACGUCUGCUAGCCCACUCAUGCUAUCUAUGAUUUGCAGUACUGUGUUGAAUUUCUACCAUUCUCUUCGCAGGUUCCUUCGUGUUCAAUUAGAAGCAUUUUUCGAGUUCGUAUUGCUGAAAGCUGCAGCUGCAGCGAGUUCAUAUCAGCUUCAAGAAGUUGCACUUGAAGGGAUUAUAAAUUUUUGCAGACAGCCAUGUUUCAUAAUUGAAAUGUAUGUGAACUAUGAUUGUGAUCCAACUUGUAGAAAUAUAUUUGAAGGGAUUGGGAAAUUGCUUUGCAAGCUCUCCUUUCCAGGAUCUAGUCCUUUGAGCUGUAUGCAAGUUCAAGCUUUUGAAGGAUUGCUAAUCAUAAUUCACAACAUUGCAGAUCAUGUUGACAGAGAAGAUGAUUCAAGCCCUUCUGGACCAUACCCAGUUGAAAUUACAGAGUAUAAACCUUUCUGGGAAGAGAAGCCAAGAGAAUAUUCAGAUUCUUGGGUGGAAUAUUUAAGAUUCAGAAAAGCACAAAAGAAGAAAAUAAUGAUUGCAGGGGAUCAUUUUAGUAGAGAUGAAAAAAAAGGCCUUGAAUAUCUAAAGCUUUGUCAAUUGAUUUCUGAUCCACCAGAUCCAAAGGCUUUUGCUAUCUUCUUUAGGCAUACACCAGGAUUAGACAAAAACUCGAUUGGCGAUUAUCUUGGUGAUCCUGAUGAUUUUCACAUGCAAGUUCUUAAAGAUUUCACAGAAACUUUCAUGUUUUCUGGGAUGAUUCUUGAUACUGCUCUUCGUACUUAUCUUGCAACCUUCAGAUUGCCAGGAGAAUCCCAGAAGAUUCAGCGAAUUCUUGAAGCUUUCUCUGAGAGGUUCUAUGAUCAACAAUCUUCUGAUACUUUUGCUAGCAAGGAUGCUGUUUUCAUUCUUUGUUACUCCCUUAUCAUGCUCAAUACAGAUCAACAUAAUCCUCAAGUGAAGAAGAAGAUGACAGAGGAGGAGUUCAUCAGGAACAACAGAGCCAUCAAUGGAGGGCAAGAUCUUCCUAGAGAGUAUCUCACUGAGCUUUUUCAAUCAAUAGCAACAAAUGCAAUCACCCUUUUUGGUCAGUCUGGUCCAGUGGAGAUGAACCCGGGAACCUGGGUUGAGCUAAUGAAUAGAUCCAAAUUUAUUCAGCCAUUUAUCUUGUGUGAUUAUGAUCGUCGGCUAGGGAGAGAUAUGUUUGCAUGCGUUGCUGGUCCAUCAGUUGCAGCACUUUCUUCCUUCUUUGAGCAUACUGAUGAUGAUGAAAUGUUGCGUGAAUGCAUUGGAGGAUUGAUUUCAGUAGCUAGAGUAGCUCAGUAUGAUCUUGAAGAUAUCCUUGAUGAGCUUCUUGCUUCUUUCUCUAAGUUCACAACAUUGCUAAAUCCUUAUGCUUCUGCAGAAGAAACAUUAUUUGCUUUCAGUAAUGAUAUGAAGCCAAGAAUGGCUACUCUUGCAGUUUUCACCAUUGCCAACAACUUUGGAGACUCCAUUAGAGGAGGCUGGAGAAACAUUGUUGAUUGCUUAUUGAAACUCAAAAAGCUUAAGCUUCUUCCUCAAUCUGUGAUUGAAUUUGAUGAAACUGCAGCUUCAUCAUCCGAUGGCCUCAGAAAUAAGAGAAACGAAUCAGGAAUAUCAUCCUCUUGUGAUUCUAGAGUCAGUACACGUCGGAGUGCUGGGAUGAUCAGCCGUUUCUCACAUUUUCUAUCACUAGAGAGCAUGGAAGAAUCAAUCUCUCUGGGGAUGGGAGAAUUUGAGCAGAAUCUGAAGGUCAUUAAACAAUGUCGUAUUGGAGGCAUCUUCAACAAUAGUUGUAAUAUGCCUGAUGAUGCAUUGCUGAAUCUUGGGCGUUCUCUAAUAUUUGCAGCUGGUGGAAAAGGCCAAAAAUUCAGUAAUCCAGUAGAAGAGGAAGAAACAGUUGGGUUCUGUUGGGAUUUGAUCAUUGCCAUUUGUUUAGUCAACAUUAAUAGAUUCCAUAAUAUUUGGCCUUCUUUCCAUGAAAAUCUAUUAGGAGUUGCUCAGUUUCCUCUCUUUUCACCAAUCCCAUUUGCUGAAAAGGCCAUUUUAGGCCUUUUCAAGGUUUGUAUCAGGCUUCUUUCUUCACCCAGAGCUGAGAAACUCGCUGAAGAAGCCCUCUUCAAAUCCAUAAAUCUUAUGUGGAAGCUUGAUAAAGAAAUCCUCGACACAUGCUGUGAGUUCAUAAUCAAGUCUAUAAGCAAGAUUAUCAUUGAAUAUCCUGCAAAUUUACAGACAAAUCUUGGCUGGAAAUCAUGUCUUCAUUUGUUGUCUGUCACUGGCAGACACGCAGAAACAUAUGAACAAGGUGUUUACACUUUGAUCACACUCAUGUCUGAUGGAACCUACGUGUCGCGGAUCAACUACGCAUAUUGUGUUGAUUGUGCAUUUGGUUUUGUUGCACUAAAAAACAGUCCAUUAGAGAAGAAUCUGAAGAUCUUAGACCUUUUAUCAGAUUCUGUGAAGUUACUGAUUCAAUGGUACAAAGAAUACUCAGAUUCAGGGAGCAAUUUCAGUGCAGCAAGCAGUGCAAGUAAUUCAUCAAUGGAUGACAGCUCCAAAGGUUUUGCUUCUCCAAAUUUUGCUAUGAACUUCUUCAUCAAACUUGGAGAAGCAUUCAGAAAAACAAGCUUGGCAAGACGAGAAGAGAUAAGAAACCAUACAAUCUUAGCUCUGCAGAAAAGCUUUGCUUUAGCUGAUGAACUCGAUUUCUCACCACUCAACUGUAUCAACUGUUUUAACUUAGUGAUAUUUGCAAUGGUUGAUGAUUUGCAUGAAAAGAUGGUAGAAUAUUCAAGGCGUGAUGGUGCAGAAAAAGAGAUGAGAAGCAUGGAAGGGACUCUGAAGCUUGCAAUGGAGCUCCUGGCGAGUGUGUACUUGCAGUUCCUGAAGCCGAUAACAAUGAGCCCUGGAUUUAGAACUUUUUGGCUUGGAGUAUUGAGAAGAAUGGAUACGUGCAUGAAGGCUGAUCUGGGUGAUUAUGGGGAAACAAAAUUGCAAGAAGUAAUACCUGAUCUGCUGAGAAAGAUUAUUACAAAGAUGAAGGAAGAAGAGAUUUUAGUUCCCAAGGAAGAUGAUGAUUUAUGGGAUAUUACAUAUAUUCAGAUUCAAUGGAUUGCUCCUUCUUUAAAGGAGGAACUGUUUCCUGAUUUAGAACUUUAG
Molecule: messenger RNA, 4423 nt
Organism: Manihot esculenta (cassava)
Lineage: Eukaryota; Viridiplantae; Streptophyta; Magnoliopsida; Malpighiales; Euphorbiaceae
Product: ARF guanine-nucleotide exchange factor GNL2
Exons: 2
Coding region: 278-4423 (1381 amino acids)
Biological process (GO): regulation of ARF protein signal transduction
Molecular function (GO): guanyl-nucleotide exchange factor activity
Source: RefSeq, a predicted model, not a curated record